Molecule: messenger RNA, 2080 nt
Organism: Amphimedon queenslandica
Lineage: Eukaryota; Metazoa; Porifera; Demospongiae; Haplosclerida; Niphatidae
Product: casein kinase I
Exons: 13
Coding region: 216-1652 (478 amino acids)
Biological process (GO): protein phosphorylation
Molecular function (GO): ATP binding; protein kinase activity
Source: RefSeq, a predicted model, not a curated record
UGAGCACAUUCUCCGCUUCCUUUGCUGGAGUAAUAUGAACUGUGGGCUGUGUAUUAGUGGAAAGGAGAGUUAGAGAGAGAGAACAAAAGGUUCUACUUGUACUCCACAAUCCUCUCCGUCUUUCUAAAGGUUUCUUUCCUCUCUUCCCUUUAUCGUCCAACCGCUCCAGUUUUGUGAGUCCGUCCCAGACCGGCUGGUGUCUUCCUUUGAUCAAAAUGGAGCUCAGAGUAGGCGGAAAGUACAGGCUAGGACGUAAAAUUGGUAGUGGAUCUUUUGGUGACAUUUAUCUUGGGACUAACAUUGCUACCAAAGAAGAAGUAGCCAUCAAGUUAGAAUGCGUAAAGACGAAACAUCCUCAACUUCACAUAGAAGCAAAGUUUUACAAAAUGAUGCAGUCGGGAGUCGGCAUACCCUCCAUUAAAUGGUGUGGUACAGAAGGCGACUAUAAUGUCCUAGUGAUGGAGCUACUAGGCCCUAGUUUAGAGGAUUUAUUUAAUUUCUGUUCUCGGAAGUUCUCAUUAAAGACGGUACUACUGCUUGCCGAUCAGCUGAUUAAUCGCAUAGAAUACAUUCACUCAAAAAACUUCAUUCAUCGCGACGUAAAACCCGAUAAUUUCCUAAUGGGUCUUGGGAAGAAAGGCAACCUGGUGUAUAUAAUCGACUUUGGUUUGGCAAAGAAGUAUCGAGACACACGAACUCAUCAGCACAUACCUUACCGGGAAAACAAGAACUUAACAGGAACUGCUCGUUACGCCAGCAUCAAUACUCACCUGGGGAUAGAACAAAGUCGUCGUGACGACCUUGAGUCCCUUGGGUACAUGUUGAUGUAUUUUAAUUUGGGGAAUCUACCGUGGCAAGGACUGAAAGCUGCUACUAAGAAACAAAAAUAUGAGAAAAUAAGCGAAAAGAAGCUCUCGACUCCAGUUGAAGUAUUAUGCAGAGGCUACCCAGGUGAAUUUGCCACUUACUUAAAUUUUUGUCGUGGUCUUAAGUUUGAGGACAAGCCCGACUACACUUACUUGAGACAGUUGUUUAGGAACCUCUUUCAUCGUCUAGGAUAUACGUAUGACUAUGUGUUUGACUGGAACACAGCUGGAAUUCCUACAAGUGAUCACAUGUCAUCUGCCCCUAGUCACGGAAUGGCUGUAGGAUAUCGCGACGGGCUCCACCCCUCCUCUGGCCCCCUACAGUACUCUCACAUGGCCACUCCUUCCUCUCGACAGGCAAUAGCAACCACUACUCCAAUGUCUCGGCCGCACCCGACCAUGACAUCACCUAUGCACCCAAUGCCAAUGAUGAGGACUAGGUCAAGAAGUGAUAAGGAGAAGCAGGGUAUCACUGGUCACUCUAGUGGGGCUGGUGGUAUGCCAUCAUCAAUGCUCCAGGCAUCAGGUGGAGCUGUUGGUGGCCUGUCAGACGAUCGACUAGUCGGUUCAAUGGACUAUCAUCACUCGCACCACGUCCAACCACCACCUCCUCAACCAGAGUUCCUUCAUCCUAGUCCUAUGGAGAGGAUGACCACCAGAUCACAUGCACGACAGUUAAGAAGUUCCUCUAGGCCCUCGGAUAAGGACCUGAGAGAUCCUGCCACUGCACAAAAUACUCAAAUGUCUGCAGCUAGUCGAUUCAAAUCUGCCUUUUCGAAAAAAUAAGAGUAGCUGGAGGAGACUAAUUUGAUCUUCUCUCUCUCCUUUCAUUUUCUCUCUUGUAACAUCUUCUGACAUGUCAAGGGAGUGUAUUAUAAAAAACUAACUUACCAAAUCUUCUAGUUCAUCGCAAGAUUAAUGUCUUCUACUACUUCUUCUCGAAUCUUGUUCUCAUGCACAGUCCCGUGUGUGUGUAUAUGUGUGUGUCCUCUCUCUCUCUCUCUCUCUCUCCUGAUCAAAGGGAUCAUCUUCUAUUUGUUGUUUUCUUUUUAUUAAGUUUCUUGCAUGUCACGUGUGUGUGUGUGUGUGUGUGUGGCCCUAGUUGUGAUACAAACCAUUCAGUGUUCAUUGCAAUGCAAUGGUUGGACAUGUACACACACACACACUCAUAUUCUCUCUCUCUCUCAUUUUGGGUUCAUUUCUUCAUUCAUACG